GUUCAGCGCACUCUAGAAACACUGCUACGGUGGAGAAACUGGACCCCAGGACCGGGAGCGAAUUCCAGCCUGCAGGGCUGAUAAGGGAGGCAUUACUGAGAGUGAGAGAGACUUUACCCCGCCGUGGUGGUUGGAGGGCGCUCAGUAGAGCAGCAGCACAGGCGCGGGUCCCGGGAGGCCGACUCUGCUUGCGCCGAGAUGUGGAAUCUUCUUCAAGAAGCCGACUCGGCUGUGGCCACUGCGCGCCGCCCGCGCUGGCUGUGCGCUGGGGCGCUGAUGCUGGCGGGUGGCUUCUUUCUCCUCGGCUUCCUCUUCGGGUGGUUUAUAAAAUCCUCCAAUGAAGCUACUAAGAUUACUCCAAAGCAUAAUAUGAAAGCAUUUUUGGAUGAACUGAAAGCUGAGAACAUCAAGAAGUUUUUAUAUAAUUUUACACAGAUACCACAUUUAGCAGGAACAGAACAAAACUUUCAGCUUGCAAAGCAAAUUCAAUCCCAGUGGAAAGAAUUUGGCCUGGAUUCUGUUGAGCUAGCUCAUUAUGAUGUCCUGUUGUCCUACCCAAAUAAGACUCAUCCCAACUACAUCUCAAUAAUUAAUGAAGAUGGAAAUGAGAUUUUCAACACAUCAUUAUUUGAACCACCUCCUCCAGGAUAUGAAAAUGUUUCGGAUAUUGUACCACCUUUCAGUGCUUUCUCUCCUCAAGGAAUGCCAGAGGGUGAUCUAGUGUAUGUUAACUAUGCACGAACUGAAGACUUCUUUAAAUUGGAACGGGACAUGAAAAUCAAUUGCUCUGGGAAAAUUGUAAUUGCCAGAUAUGGGAAAGUUUUCAGAGGAAAUAAGGUUAAAAAUGCCCAGCUGGCAGGGGCCAAAGGAGUCAUUCUCUACUCAGACCCUGCUGACUACUUUGCUCCUGGGGUGAAGUCUUAUCCAGAUGGUUGGAAUCUUCCUGGAGGUGGUGUCCAGCGUGGAAAUAUCCUAAAUCUGAAUGGUGCAGGAGACCCUCUCACACCAGGUUACCCAGCAAAUGAAUAUGCUUAUAGGCGUGGAAUUGCAGAGGCUGUUGGUCUUCCAAGUAUUCCUGUUCAUCCAAUUGGAUACUAUGAUGCACAGAAGCUCCUAGAAAAGAUGGGUGGCUCAGCACCACCAGAUAGCAGCUGGAGAGGAAGUCUCAAAGUGCCCUACAAUGUUGGACCUGGCUUUACUGGAAACUUUUCUACACAAAAAGUCAAGAUGCACAUCCACUCUACCAGUGAAGUGACGAGAAUUUACAAUGUGAUAGGUACUCUCAGAGGAGCAGUGGAACCAGACAGAUAUGUCAUUCUGGGAGGUCACCGGGACUCAUGGGUGUUUGGUGGUAUUGACCCUCAGAGUGGAGCAGCUGUUGUUCAUGAAAUUGUGAGGAGCUUUGGAACACUCAAAAAGGAAGGGUGGAGACCUAGAAGAACAAUUUUGUUUGCAAGCUGGGAUGCAGAAGAAUUUGGUCUUCUUGGUUCUACUGAGUGGGCAGAGGAGAAUUCAAGACUCCUUCAAGAGCGUGGCGUGGCUUAUAUUAAUGCUGACUCGUCUGUAGAAGGAAACUACACUCUGAGAGUUGAUUGUACACCACUGAUGUACAGCUUGGUAUACAACCUAACAAAAGAGCUGAAAAGCCCUGAUGAAGACUUUGAAGGAAAAUCUCUUUAUGAAAGUUGGACUAAAAAAACUCCUUCCCCAGAGUUCAGUGGCAUGCCCAGGAUAAGCAAAUUGGGAUCUGGAAAUGAUUUUGAGGUGUUCUUCCAACGACUUGGAAUUGCUUCAGGCAGAGCACGGUAUACUAAAAAUUGGGAAACAAACAAAUUCAGCAGCUAUCCACUGUAUCACAGUGUCUAUGAAACAUAUGAGUUGGUGGAAAAGUUUUAUGAUCCAGUGUUUAAAUAUCACCGCACUGUGGCCCAGGUUCGAGGAGGGAUGGUGUUUGAGCUAGCCAAUUCCAUAGUGCUCCCUUUUGAUUGUCGAGAUUAUGCUGUAGUUUUAAGAAAGUAUGCUGACAAAAUCUACAAUAUUUCUAUGAAACAUCCACAGGAAAUGAAGACAUACAGUGUAUCAUUUGAUUCACUUUUUUCUGCAGUAAAAAAUUUUACAGAAAUUGCUUCCAAGUUCAGUGAGAGACUCCAGGACUUUGACAAAAGCAACCCAAUAUUAUUAAGAAUGAUGAAUGAUCAACUCAUGUUUCUGGAAAGAGCAUUUAUUGAUCCAUUAGGGUUACCAGACAGGCCUUUUUAUAGGCAUGUCAUCUAUGCUCCAAGCAGCCACAACAAGUAUGCAGGGGAGUCAUUCCCAGGAAUUUAUGAUGCUCUGUUUGAUAUUGAAAGCAAAGUGGACCCUUCCAAGGCCUGGGGAGAAGUGAAGAGACAGAUUUCUGUUGCAGCCUUCACAGUGCAGGCAGCUGCAGAGACUUUGAGUGAAGUAGCCUAAGAGGAUUCUUUAGAGAAUCUGUAUUGAAUAUGUGUGGUUUGACACCCAUAAAGAAUCAUAAUGGGUAUAUUGAUAAAUUUUAAAAUUGGUAUAUUUGAAAUAAAGUUGAAUAUUAUAUAUAGUUAUGUGAGUGUUUAUAUAUGUGUGUGUUUAUAUUGUUUAUCUUCUCCCUAUGGAUUAAAAAUAAAUUAAAUUUCAUAAUUAUAAGAGGUUAUUCUGAAGUGGAAAAAUUUAACUCAGUAUUAAAUCUAAGGAGAAUGGCCUAAUAUAGUAACACUCUCAUCUGGCAUUAUCAGGGAAUCAAGUCUAAUCUAAUAAUGUCACUUCACACAGAAGAAAACAUCAGUAUGUCAGAGAGCACACUGGGGAAUAUGCACAAGACUAUCCCAAGCCAGAGGCCUCACGGCCUGCCUGGCCAUCCUGGGCUGAGAGGAUCACUAUCUCAGCACACUAUUUGGGAAAUGGAUCAAAUCACACUUUUAGUAAAUGUUAUCACUCUAUAGCAUAAGAAAUAAUUAUUUUUUAUUUAUAUAAAAGGCUAUAGUAUAACAUAUAUGUAUAGUAAUUAAAUGAACAUUUGUGAACCUAAUAGCCAUAUGAUGAAAAUAACAUUUCUAAUAUCUUUGGAUGCCCCAUGUACUAAUGACAGUUAUGCUUUUGCAUUUUCUUGAAUUUUAUGUUUAUUUAUCUUUCCUCUGUCAUUAUUUAUAAUUUUAUCACACAUGGCUGUAUCCUUUACAUGUUUUGGUAUUAUGUAUUUUUGAACUUUUUAUAAAGACAAUCAUACCAUGUGUAAUUUUCAGGGACUCGAUUUUUUUCAUUGACUUUUAAGGGUUCAAAUAUAUUAUCACUGUGGCUGUAGUUUGCCAUAUUUUGCUGAUAUAGAGCAUUCAUUCACAUGAGGGUAAGAUUCAGGGUCCAUCAAGACAGAGAAAACAUACAGUAAUGUGAAUAGGGAAAGUUAAUAUAAAGAAUUAGUAAUUGUUACAGCAUUGGAACAAUGAAAUAUUGUCUAGUAAUAUGUAAAGAGAAGUCUCAAGAAUAUGUGAUGAGCAGAUAUAAGGAAUUGCUCUUGUCUCCAUGGUGAAUUUGGAGCAGCCCAUGAAGAGUCCCCUCACAUUGUGGUCUCGUUCAAUGUUAAGAAGUCGCUGUAGUGUUGCCCUUGAAGAAUCUGCUUCAAAUCGACACUUCAGAACUCCCCAGAAACUUGUCUUCUGGGCCACUGUGUAAAGCUGUUUAUGAAGAAAUGUCAAGCCAGAGGGGCUCUACUACAAAUUUGGCAAGGACAGUUUCAGGAGAAGCUCUUGGCCGCUGGGUUCUCCUGGCCACCAUGAACUUCAUGAAGUGGGUGCCAUAGCAGCAGCCUGAACUACAGAAUCUGGGCACUGGUGUAGCUCUGUAUGCCCUCCGUGUCAGAUGCUGGAGAUGUCAUUUGCAUUGCCGGAGUUUGCCAAGGGUGCACACAGAAAGCAGAUUGGAAAGCACCUUCUUGGAACAUCUCUCCAAUGCCUUCUACUCACAAAGUUUAACAUCAUAACACAUGACAAAGAAGAACUAUUUAAUGGGCCCAGAUCUAUUUAUGAAGACAAUCAAGAGUGAGUUUGGAGUGGAUAACCCAAAUUUGGAUAACUGGUGAAUAAUAAAAUGUAUUUAUUCAUUUUCUGCUAGUGUA
Molecule: messenger RNA, 4123 nt
Organism: Pongo pygmaeus (Bornean orangutan)
Lineage: Eukaryota; Metazoa; Chordata; Mammalia; Primates; Hominidae
Gene: FOLH1
Product: folate hydrolase 1
Exons: 19
Coding region: 199-2451 (750 amino acids)
Cellular component (GO): plasma membrane
Molecular function (GO): carboxypeptidase activity
Source: RefSeq, a predicted model, not a curated record